CUCAGCAAGAGCAAAGACGGUGAAGAUUCAGAUCACACAAUGAGUUUUCAGAGAGACUUCAGUCCAUCUUACAGACAAACACGCACCUGCUCUGGUGCUCUCGCUGAGAAGAGGUCACAUGACUCCAAAACCUCAUCCAGGGUGGAGAGCAUUUCCUGUGGACACAUCUCAGUUCAGCCAGUCUGGAAGCCUUCGGAGAAGAGCCAGCAUUGGGCCAACGAUCCACAGCAUCAACACUGAGCCAACCAACAAAAGUGCCAGCUACAGACCUGCAAUGGGAAACUUGGGGAAUUUUUUCUUAAAUAGCACACAUCCUGCCCCUUCUAUUCCGGCUCAUCCAUCCUAUAAGCCUCUGUUGCAGGUCAACUAUGGUUCCUCCUGUAGUCUACCUGCUGGAUUCAAAGUGCGAGAUCAAGCAUCUGAACCAGUCUCCAGUAGGAAGCGCUCUACUCAAUCUGACUCGGCACUGCUUCCCAGUAAUGUCUUCUUUCAACGGACCUCGCCACGGACCAGUGGAAGGCGACACCACCACACCAGCAGAGAGGAAUCAAUACAUAGGACACUGGACAAGGCCUUGCAGGCAGCUUUUCUAAUGAAGCAGACCACGGACAGGAUGGCGGACGCUCUCUCUGCUGACCUGGCCAAGGCUCAGCUCCAGAGGAAGUUACAGGGCCUACAUCCUCUCGGCAGCCGAGCGGGUGCUGUAAUUCACUUUUUAGAUAACAAAAAUGACAUUAAAAAACAUUAAAACAAUGAUUCCUUUCAUACUUCUCCUUUUACACAUCGGUUUAACAGUGUCUGGGAUUUUUGAAUUAUCAUCAAAUAAAAAAAUAGCUGACCUGAAA
Messenger RNA from Megalobrama amblycephala (Wuchang bream), 845 nucleotides. RefSeq lists its product as uncharacterized. The record is from RefSeq and is a predicted model, not a curated record. Lineage: Eukaryota; Metazoa; Chordata; Actinopteri; Cypriniformes; Xenocyprididae. The coding region runs from base 119 to 748 and encodes 209 amino acids. The transcript has 6 exons.